Messenger RNA from Australozyma saopauloensis, 765 nucleotides. It is a transcript of the gene RPL2, whose product is annotated as 60S ribosomal protein uL2. The coding region runs from base 1 to 765 and encodes 254 amino acids. Gene Ontology annotation, molecular function: RNA binding; structural constituent of ribosome. Gene Ontology annotation, biological process: cytoplasmic translation. Lineage: Eukaryota; Fungi; Ascomycota; Pichiomycetes; Serinales; Metschnikowiaceae. The transcript has 2 exons. The record is from RefSeq and is a predicted model, not a curated record. Gene Ontology annotation, cellular component: ribosome; cytosolic large ribosomal subunit.
AUGGGUAGAGUUAUUCGUAACCAGAGAAAGGGUGCUGGCUCCAUCUUCACUGCCAACACCAGAUUGAGAAAGGGUGCUGCUAAGUUGAGAUCCUUGGACUAUGCUGAACGUAACGGUUACAUCCGCGGUGUCGUCAAGCAAAUCAUCCACGACCCAGGUAGAGGUGCUCCUUUGGCCAAGGUUGCCUUCAGAGACCCAUACAAGUACAAGAUGAGAGAGGAGACCUUCAUUGCCAACGAGGGUGUCUACACCGGUCAAUUCAUCUACUGUGGUGCUAAGGCUUCUUUGAACGUCGGUAACGUUUUGCCAUUGGGUGCCUGCCCUGAGGGUACCAUCGUCUCCAACGUCGAGGAGCACGCUGGUGACAAGGGUGCUUUGGGUAGAACCUCCGGUAACUACGUUAUCAUCAUCGGACACAACCCAGACGAGGGUAAGACCAGAGUCAAGUUGCCAUCUGGUGCCAAGAAGGUUAUCUCUUCUAACGCUAGAGGUGUCAUCGGUGUCGUUGCCGGUGGUGGUAGAAUUGACAAGCCAUUGUUGAAGGCUGGUAGAGCAUUCCACAAGUACAAGGUCAAGAGAAACUCCUGGCCAAGAACUAGAGGUGUGGCCAUGAACCCAGUUGAUCACCCUCAUGGUGGUGGUAACCAUCAACAUAUUGGUAAGGCUUCUACCAUCUCCAGAGGUGCCGUUCCAGGUCAAAAGGCUGGUUUGAUUGCCGCCAGAAGAACUGGUUUGUUGAGAGGUACUCAAAAGACCCUGGAUUAG